This is a messenger RNA of Tribolium madens (black flour beetle), 3321 nucleotides long. RefSeq lists its product as uncharacterized. Gene Ontology annotation, cellular component: plasma membrane. NCBI's taxonomy places the organism in Eukaryota, Metazoa, Arthropoda, Insecta, Coleoptera, Tenebrionidae. The transcript is spliced from 10 exons. Gene Ontology annotation, molecular function: transmembrane transporter activity. Gene Ontology annotation, biological process: transmembrane transport; monoatomic anion transport. The record is from RefSeq and is a predicted model, not a curated record.
UAAAAGACCAAAACGUUUUACAUCAUCAUCAGUUCCGAUAAUUAAUUUGUUAGUGAUUUCAAAUUGAUCAAAAUGUCAGAAGUCAAAGUUAAAAUACAAGAUGAACCACCAAGACCCAGAAAAUUAAUCGGAGUACGACAUUUACAGUACGUUUUACUAUUCCUCUCACUUUUGAUUUAUUUCGGCAUGCGAAUAUCCCUCUCAGUGUCCAUAAUUUCAAUGACUGAUGACUUACCUCCAGAUCCCAACAUUCCCACGUAUCCAGAAUGGGACAACACCGACACAAUCCAAUCAUCAUUUUUCUGGACUUACACACUCCCCCAAGUAUUUGCCGGCCAACUAAGCGAGUAUUUUGGCCCCAAAUGGUUCCUGGUUAGUACCAUGAUCCUGACGUCAAUUGUCAACAUUGCUAUCCCACCCAUGGCUGCACUAAUGGGCUCAACGGGAGUCAUUAUCUGUCGUCUACUACAAGGAGUAUUGCAGAGCGUUUUAUACCCCUCAGUUCACUACUUGAUAAGUCGGUGGUCACCCCUUUAUGAAAGAUCAAGAGUUUCAAAUUUUGUCUACGGGGGUGAAGUGCUAGGAACGGCAGUUUCUAUGUCACUGACAGGGGUAAUUUGUGGGUCAAACUGGGGGUGGCCUGCAUCAUUUUACGGCUAUGGAGGAGUCGGGGUUGGUUUUGCAAUCAUUUUUGCCAUUUUUGCCGAAAAUUCACCCUCUUCUCAUAAAGGGAUAACAGAGGAAGAAAGGGAUUACAUAGAAAGCAGCAAUUCGAUCAAUGUGGAAAAGGUAUUUGGCAAAUUAGCUUUACAGUGUUGACAGUUUUUUUGUUGACAGAGGGUACCAACACCAUGGUGGUCAAUUGUGACUUCUCUACCAGUAUGGGCGAUUGUGAUUGCCGGUAUCGCCCAGUGUUUUGGUAGUUUUGCUCUAGUGACUGAAAUACCCAGCUACAUGGACAAUAUUAUGAACUACGAUAUUAAUUCAAACAGUCAAUUGUCAGCACUUCCAUACGUCAUCAAUUUUUUCCUUGGGCUUGCCGUCUCACCUCUGGCCGAUUUAAUCGCAAAACGAAAGAUUGUCACUAUUAGUGUUUCACGAAAAAUAUUUAACUCUCUCGCGUCAGUUUUACCAUCCAUAGGAUUAAUUUAUUUAGCUUUUUUGACCAAUUAUGAUAGAACCUUAGUAACGGUACUCCUUAUUAUAUCAGUUAGUACUUCGACGUUUUGUCAAUCUGGGUACUUGAUAAAUGUGGUAGAUGUGGCCCCAAACCAUUCUGGAACACUUUUCGGAAUUGUCAAUGGUAUUAACAAUGUUUUCUCCAUGUUGGCACCUUUAAGUAUAACAUUCUUUGGUACUAAUAAAAAAGACCCAAAUUUGUGGAAAAAUUUUUUCCUGCUUUCGGCGGGAAUCUACCUAGGCUGUGGUCUGUUUUACUGCCUGUUUGCCUCAGCUGAGGUACAAAGUUGGAACGAUGAAAAGGAGGAAGAAUCUGAUAAGCCAAAAAUUGAAAAGACUGAUUCAAGUAUUUUUCUUCGUGAUCUCGAAAGUAAAAUGUUGGAGCAAAAAAAUGAGAUUUUAUCCCUUCAAAUCAGCGAUUCUCCCCAAAAACCAAAAAAUUUCAUCGGAGUCAGACACUUCCAAUUCGUUCUAAUGUUCUUCUCAAUUCUGAUUUCAUUCGCUAUAAGAACCUCUUUAUCAGUUUCAAUCAUUUCAAUGACGGCUAAAACACCUCCUGGGUCUAGUAUACCGACUUAUCCUGAAUGGAACAAUGUUGAUAUAAUCCUCUCCUCCUUUUUUUGGGGCUACAUAAUCCCCCAAGUCGGUGCUGGCCAACUAAGCGAAUUUUUUGGCCCUAAAUGGUUUCUAGUCACUACCAUGAUCAUCAGUUCUCUUGCCAACAUUGCCAUACCGCCUUUGGCUGCCACUUUAGGCCCUUCUGGAGUUAUCACAUGUCGUGUAAUUCAAGGUCUAACUCAAGGUUUUCUCUACCCUUCAAUCCUGAAUCUUAUAAGCCGGUGGGCCCCUUUAUGUGAAAGGGCCCGAGUUUCAAAUUUCGUCUACGGGAGUAAUAGUCUAGGAAUGGCAAUUGCCAUGCCACUAACCGGGGUUAUAGCCGGCUCAAAUUUAGGUUGGCCAGUUGCGUUUUACAUGUUCGGGGGUUUAGGGAUCGUUUGGGCUGUUGUUUUUGCAAUUUUUGCCCAAAAUUCACCCUCGGACCAUAAGGGAAUUUCAGAGGAGGAAAAAUCGUACAUAAUGAGGAAUACUUUUGUGACUACUAAACAGAAAAAAGUGCCAACUCCGUGGUUAAAAAUUGUAACGUCACUACCGGUUUGGGCUGUUUUAUUGGCUUCCAUAGCCCAGUGUUUCGGUUAUUUUACCCUAAUGGCCGAAAUGCCAACUUACAUGAGCAACAUGUUGAAAUUUGAUAUCAAUUCUCACAGUGAAUUGGCUGCAUUGCCAUACUUGGGUAACUUUUUUUUGGGCCUUUUUGUGUCACCUUUAGCCGACUUGCUUGUAACGAAAAAAAUCUGUACGAUUAGUACAGUGAGAAAAAUUUUCAAUGGCUUAGCCACUUUUGUUCCUGGUGCUGCUUUAAUUUAUCUCGCAUUUCUUGAAAAUUUUUCAGAAGUUGUGGUAACAACACUUUUAGUCAUAGCUUGCAGUUUCUCAUCUUUUAUUUACUCGGGUUAUAUUGUGAAUAUUAUAGACUUUGCCCCUAAUCAUUCUGGGACAAUUAUGGGGGUGGCUAAUUGCAUCGGGAAUAUUUUUUCGAUUUUAGGGCCAAUAACUGUGGGGAUCUUUGGCGAUGAUAAAAAUGACCCCCUUUUGUGGAGAAAAGUUUUUCUUCUAGCUGCUGGAAUUUACGGCACCUGUGGCUUGUUUUAUGUCAUUUUUGCAUCGGCAGAAGUGCAGAGUUGGAAUGAUGCAAAAGAAGAAGAAAACGAUAAAAACGAAAAAGUUUAAUUUAUUAAUUAUUUCUCAGCAAUUGUGAUUAAUACGAAAUGAAAGAAAUUGUUCGUCGAACGUAGCGAGUGAUAGGCAGUAGUUCAAUACACUAUUUUUUCUACAAAAUAGUAAGAGACGUAAUUAUUUGAACAUGCAAGUAUUUGAAAAUAAUGUUGAUAAAAUAUUAAAUAUAAGGCUCCAUAAACGUAGAAAUAAAGUUUUUGUGUAAUUUUUGUACAAAAUUAUGUAAAAAAUGCUGAAGUAAAUAACUACAACCAAAAAAAUAAAUCUUCCUUAAUUAUAUCUUAUCCUCCUGUUAUCUGUAUUGUGUUGUUUGUAAACACAUUUAAAUAAUAAAUACUUGAUAUUUUU